Octopus sinensis (East Asian common octopus) is the source of this 1768-nucleotide messenger RNA. RefSeq names its product ciliogenesis-associated TTC17-interacting protein-like. The record is from RefSeq and is a predicted model, not a curated record. The transcript is spliced from 10 exons. Bases 299 to 1582 code for a protein of 427 amino acids. NCBI's taxonomy places the organism in Eukaryota, Metazoa, Mollusca, Cephalopoda, Octopoda, Octopodidae. Gene Ontology annotation, biological process: cilium organization; actin filament polymerization.
CGUGUGUUGCCGACGACGUUACGUUUAUUUUUUCUGCGGCUACACUUUGUCGCGUGACACCGUUGAUGACGCUAAUCAUUGCUAUAGUGACCAAGUUUUGUCUGAGACUCAAACAGGGAGAAGAAGAAGAAGAAGAAGAAGAAGAAGGAAGCGACGGCGGAGAAGAAGAAGAAGACGACGACGAGUGUUGCGAGCCCCAGCUGAGGGACAGAGACACGGACACACUGACACACAGCAUUUGACCAUUAUUGGAACGAAGAAAGACCUCUGGAACUUGCGGAGGUAUCUGUUUUGAAUCAUGUCAGCAUCAAGUCAAGAGGAGGAAGGAAAUGAAGAGUUGCUAUCAGAUCACGGUGAGGAAGAAUCAGAAAAAGAAGGAGAAAAAGAAGGAGAAAAAGAAGGAGAAGAAGAGGAAGAAGAAGAAAAAGUAGAUGGCUCCCCGCCAGAAAUUGAAGAGGGUGAAACUGAGGAAAAAGAAAAUGGGGUGGUCGCUGAAGAGGAGGCAGUUGAAAAAGAUGAAGUUGUUGUGAAGAAAUCUUCUGAUGAUGCUACUACGGAGGAACACGCGGAAGAAAUGACAGACCCGACUACAGAUGGAGCCACCAAACGCAAGUCUGUGGACAGUGUAAAAGUCACAGAGGAGACCAAGGAAGAAGACAGCGUCGGCAAACCCGAGGUUUUUGCAGUGGAAUCUAUUGAGGAGGUUGCGCAAAAGACUGACAAAAGAAGCAGCGGGUUAUUUCCGCGGGAAUUACUCAUGAACUCAGAAGCGGUGUCACCAGAAGUUGAAGAUCUUCCAAAAGCAAGUUCUGAAGCUAUGAAAUUCUUCUGUUCAAUAACUGAGGAAGAUUUAGAAAGGGUGAUGUUUAAAGACAGCCUCAUUACCACAUCUGACGAGGGGGACUUGGGCGAGUUUCUGAUAUCAAUAGAAAAAUGCACUUUCCAGGAAGAAGACUGUUUUUGCAUCUCAGCAAAGAGUGUUGGCACCAUUGAAGGGAUUCUCUGUGGUACGUCCCUCAUAGCCUAUGUCGACAGGAACCUACAGACCAUAGAACAAAGGCACCAUGAGUAUGUUGAGUUGAACAAGUGUCCCCUUGACCGGAAAACCCUAAUUACACGAAAAGAUGGGCUUUACAAGUUCACCAAAACUAUUUCUGAAGGAGAGGCAACUCAAGUCCAGAAAGCAUGGAAUAUCAAAGAUUUACCAAUUUUAAUGUUAGAAGGUUCAAACACUUUGUUUUUGAGGCUUUUGGUUACGAAGGGAACUGCUGUCAUGAAAGAAUUCUUUGUGCCAACACUUGAUUCCGAUGGUUAUCUCUGCAGUAGUGAAUAUAAAAAACUUGAUAUGAAGAACAUUCUUAUCAACAAGGAAUCUGUUGCUGCAUUUGGUCUGCAGAGGACGAUCUUCUCAAAGAUGGAUUCUCCAAUAUCGUGGAAUUACCACUUCAUGGAUGACGGGCAUCUACUAAGUCGUACACAAAUCGAUUCACAUGUGAGAAUGAGGGUUACCACUGUACCGGUCGUUUAUUUUCCCACUCAGGUACAGUCAACAACAAACCGGUUUUCAAAAAAAAACCCAUAAACCUGGAUGAAGAUAUGGAAAUGAGAAGCAAAUUCAUAGACAAAAAAGAUAAAUUCAUGAAUGAUUUUUCUGUCUACUUGCGACAAAAGCCCGAGAUCCGAUCACUCCUGGCCGAUUUUCUGCAGUUCCUGUUGCUACGGAAACCUGACGAUGUGGUGAAAUUUGCUGCGGAGUACUUCUCUUCCU